AUGAUCGAUUCUACUACACCCGGUCCAUUCGAGCGUUCAUCUGGCAGUAUGGAGAAACUGCCCAUUCACACCGGUGAGAAUCUCGAGACUCCGCCUCGACAUGGAGGGUUCAAAUCAGGGCAACUUCGCAACAGAUCCCCGAGAAACUGCCUGCUGCGCCGCAUCGUCAUUGCCCUGGGCUUCCUGGCGGGGUUCUACCUGCUCACCAAGUCGAUCCGUAUUCCCAUGCCCUGUCAUAUGCGUGGUCAUUCUAUCCCUGAUUCAGAAACCGAACAAUACUCGACACACUCACAAGAGCACAUGUUUGCGGACGACAGACGGCCCUCGACCUUCAACAGCUCACAACCUGCUGAGUCCGCCAAGAUCCCCUUGGAGGCUCACAUUAUGAGCAAAUGCCCGGAUGCGAAAGCAUGCAUCCAACAAUUGAUUUUGCCAACCAUGGAACAGGUCAGCGACAAGGUGGAUUUCCGGCUGUCAUUUAUUGCGGACUGGAAUUCAGCCUCUGAAGAGAUAAAAUGCAUGCAUGGCCCUACUGAAUGUAUCGGAAACAUGCUCAUGCUCUGCGCCGCGAACCUUCCCUUCCCUCCAAAGGCCGAUGAAUCAUUGCUCCCCACGUCUUAUCCGCGUACUCCUAUCAUUCGAUCUUUGGGAUUCGCCAACUGUCUGAUCAACCAAUACCCUCGUAUACCUGAGCGUGAAUUUGUUCACCAGUGUGCCUUGGAGCACGGUAUUGAUUUCGAUUCCCUGAACCGCUGCGCCAGCCAACAGGACGAUAACCCGGACGACUCGUUGAGCGGUAUCGCACUUCUCCGAAGUAACGUGAAACGUGGGAAGGAUCUCGGUGUCACCACCAGCUGCACGGUUCGACUGGACAACAAGGUCUGGUGUGUCCGCGAUGACGGUAAAUGGAAGAACUGCGUUAAGGAAGGCGAGGGUGGUAAGCCUCAACUAUUGAUCGAUCAGAUCAAUAAACUCUAUAAAGAUAGUAACUAG
This is a messenger RNA of Penicillium argentinense, 993 nucleotides long. RefSeq names its product GILT family protein. The transcript has 2 exons. NCBI's taxonomy places the organism in Eukaryota, Fungi, Ascomycota, Eurotiomycetes, Eurotiales, Aspergillaceae. Gene Ontology annotation, molecular function: oxidoreductase activity, acting on a sulfur group of donors, disulfide as acceptor. Bases 1 to 993 code for a protein of 330 amino acids. The record is from RefSeq and is a predicted model, not a curated record.